GGCGCGCGAAGCGGUGUGCAGAUGUGUCGCAGAUUUUGUAAAGUCACUGGACGCACAGAAAGAUCCCGCUGGAGGAAGUCUCUCCGGAACACCGGAGCCGGUAAUAAAGCUGUGUUUGGGGGGAGGACAGCACCGGACAGCACCGGACAGCUCGGGUUGUGCAGCAGGAAGACGUUUCUCUGACUGUGUGAAGCCAAAGGACGGCCGCGUGCACACAGAUGGAGCUGUCAGCUAUCGGAGAGCAAGUGUUUGCUGUGGAGGCAAUCGUGAAGAAAAGAGUUAAAAAGGGGAAUGUGGAGUAUCUGUUGAAGUGGAAAGGAUGGCCUCCAAAGUACAGCACCUGGGAGCCUGAGGAACAUAUUCUGGACCAGCGCUUGGUGAAGGCUUAUGAAGAGAAAGAGCAGGAAGAGAAAACUUUGGGGCACAAGAGAAAAGGAUCCAAAGCCAAAACACUCGUUCUGCAGGAUACUGUCUACACCAUGGACCUCCGCAGCGCUCACAAGACUCCAGAGCAGCCUCCGCCUCGCCUGCGCCUCUCCCUGACGCGCUCGCUGCUCCCGGAGGACGAAGAUCAGCCGUACGGCGCCUGCAGGCGGGACCCACAGCUGGAGCAUCGAGAAGUCCAACCCAGGAGGUCGAAGUUCACGUGCCUCGACUCAAACCCUCCAAGUCCCACACAGGAGGACUGGGAAGGCUGGGGAGAGGAGGAGGACGUAGGAAGUGAGGAGGAUACAGAGGAGGAGGCUCUAAAGGAGACGGCGGAGAGGAGCGGAGGCACUUUAGAUGGACAGCGGAGGACAGUCGAGCGGCGCUCUAUCGCACCGCACGAGAUCACCGCGGCGGGGAAGCCGGACGACGUCUGGAGGCCGAUCGUCGUUCCGGGGGAAGUGACGGUCACAGACGUCACCCUCAACUCCCUCACAGUGACUUUCCGGGAGUCCAGAGUGGCCAAAGGCUUCUUCAGAGACUUGGCCCUGAAGGUCUGAUAUGGGAUGUAUCAGGAGGUCGUGGGGGAGGGCACCAAGAGACGCCAUCACAGAGUGUGAUGUGUGUUUGUAUUCCCUCUGGGUCACCUCUGCUACUUCCAGCCUGGUCAGUGUACGUUUACAUGCACAGAGUCACCUGGACAGUCAACCUUAUAUUCAGAGUUAGUCAGCGUUUUAGCACUUCCUGUUCUCUUGUCUCAAAGUCGAGGGGUUUUUGGUUAGAUACGUUUGGAGGCAAGCUCAAGAGAUUGUAACGUUUUAUUCUACGACAUAAAAUACUCAAACAUGAUCAGAAUAUUUUAGUUUCUCACCGUUAACCAGAGGUGGAGGAAGUAUUCAGAGUAAAAGUACAAGUAAAGGUAAGUAUAAUCGGAAACAACAAGAAAAAUCUCAAAUUAAUUAAAAAAAACUCAAUAUUAUUCAAAUGUUUAUAGAUUACAAUGAAUUUUCAGUAAUUGAUGAAUCGACUAAAGGUCUGGCUUUCCUUGUAUAAACUCUUAUAUGUAUAAAGUCUUUAAGCAGAAAUCUUAAUUUGUAAAGUAACUAAAGCUGUGAGAUAAAUGUAGUGGAGUGAAAAGUACAAUAUUUCCCUUUUGAGUUGUAGCGUAAGUAUAAAGUGGCAUGAAAUAAAGAUAGUAAAUGUACUUAGUUGCAUUCCACCACUGCCGUUAACUACAUAUUUAUUGCAAAAUAAAGUCCCAUGUUGGUUCACCUGAAGGGGAGGGGCUCCACAGCGUACCUUCUAAAGCAGGUAACAUAAUGAGCAUAAAACAUGGAAACCUUCUUACCUGCUGUCACGCUUUUAUUUUGUGACACGUGUUCUCUGUGCAUGUAAACAUGGCCGCUGUCUCUUCCACACUAAAGUAACUGAACGUAUUGUAAAUACUCCAGUGCUGUACCUGUAGCCUGUGAACACAUAGACUGUGACACUGCGACACGUGGCUUAGUCUGCGUUUCAAACUCCUGGGAGACGAUUUGAUCCGCCUGCAUGCCUUUCCUCCUCCAGUGCAGUGUUCUCUGUUUACCUCGCCUCUUCGUCUCAAAACAUACAAGCGAUGACAAGUAUUUGCACCAAGAUGAAGAUAAAUAACAAUGUUUUAUGGUCUUCAUCGUUAGGGUUUGUGUGUCCGACUCUGUUAAACACACAUAGUUUACGUGACUAUUUGAUAAAAGAAAUAGCAAAAGGUUGACUUGAUUUCCUCCCUUCCAGUUACCUUUCAUUCUUAAAAUGUGUCUCAGAAUCUUUCUCUUAAAGGGACAGUUCGCCCCAUAAUCCAAAACACAUGUUUUUCCUCUAACCUGUAGAGUUAUAUAUCAAUAUAUAUUGUUUUAUUGUGAAUUGCAGAGUGUUGGAGAUAUCGUCCGUAGACGUCUGAACUCGAUGGCGCUCGGCACGUGGAGCUCAAAGCGCAAAAAAAUACAUUUUAAAAACUCAACAGGAAUGUUUCUUUCCAGAAAUCACGACCUGGUUACAAGAUGAUCCUCAGACCUUGUUGUGAGCAGCUUCAUGUAGGGACUACUUUCUUUCUACCAAACUACACCCACUAACCGGAUCACCGCGCAGGAGGAGGAAGUCAUCUCAAAUCAAAUCAAAUGUAUUUAUACAGCCCAGUAUCACAAAUUAUACAUUUGUCUCAGUGUGCUUUACAGACUGUACAGGAUACAACACCCUCUGUCCUUAGACCCUCUGU
Messenger RNA from Cottoperca gobio, 2677 nucleotides. RefSeq names its product chromobox homolog 7b (gene cbx7b). Gene Ontology annotation, cellular component: PRC1 complex. NCBI's taxonomy places the organism in Eukaryota, Metazoa, Chordata, Actinopteri, Perciformes, Bovichtidae. Gene Ontology annotation, biological process: negative regulation of transcription by RNA polymerase II. The record is from RefSeq and is a predicted model, not a curated record.